AUGUCGAAUGCUGCUGCCGCGGCCGCGGCUGCGCUGGACCCCAGCAACAGCACAAAAAACACCUUUAAACUUGAAAACACCGAGAAACGCGAUACGCUGAUUGCUAUCGAGAAAAAGUAUCAGGCGCAAUGGAAGGAAAAAAGAGUAUUCGAGGUCAAUGCCCCCUCGCUAUCCGAAAUCCCUCCCGGCUCGAUGUCCCCCAACGAGCUUCGGACGAAACAUCCAAAAUUCUUUGGCACAAUGGCGUUUCCAUACAUGAAUGGCUCUCCACAUGCCGGGCACAGUUUCACUGCCAGUAAAGUCGAGUUCAUGGCCGGCUUCGCUAGAAUGGAAGGCAAACGCGCUCUAUUUCCUCUCGGUUUCCACUGCACGGGCAUGCCUAUCAAGGCUUGUGCAGAUAAACUGGUGGACGACAUCAAGAAAUUUGGUAAAUAUUUUGAAAAUUAUAAUGAGGAGAAUGAGGAGGUGGAUGCCACCCCGGCUCCUACCACGGAGCAAAUAAAAGAAGAUCCCUCAAAGUUCUCCGGAAAAAAGAGCAAAGCUGCAAGCAAAACUGUGAAAUUAAAGUACCAAUUCCAGAUUAUGCUGGCUCAGGGUAUACCUCUCGAAGAGAUCCAUAAAUUCGCUGACCCUGACUAUUGGUUACAAUAUUUCCCACCACUAUGGAUUCAGGAUUUGGACAGCUUAGGAGCGAGAAUUGAUUGGCGAAGAGGAUUCGUUACCACUGACGUUAACCCUUAUUUUGAUGCCUUUGUUCGCUGGCAGAUGAAUCGUCUGCAUCAAAUGGGCAAGAUUAUGUACGGUAGUAGAUACACAGUCUACUCCCCCAAAGAUGGACAACCAUGUAUGGACCACGACAGAACAGAAGGUGAAGGGGUUGGACCACAGGAGUAUACUGCAUUGAAACUAAGAGUUAAGGAAUGGUCGCCAAAAGCGAAGGAACUUCUGCAGGGAAAGAUUGAAGAGGAUGCGAAUGUGUACUUUGUGCCUGCUACGAUGCGCCCGGAAACAAUGUAUGGCCAGACCUGCUGUUUCGUCGGACCAUCGCUUAACUAUGGAAUUUUUAAGGUAAAAGAUAAGGAGUACUAUGUUGUGACGAAACGUGGAGCUUGGAACAUGGCAUUUCAGGGCACCUUUUUUGACAAGGACCACUUCCCACGAGACCAGAGAGAACUUCCUCUUGUUUGCGAAGCUUCUGGGUCUACUUUCGUCGGUACUUUGGUAAAUGCCCCGUUGUCGGUUCAUAAAGAAGGGGUAAGGAUCCUACCGAUGGAGACCGUUUCCGCCAGUAAGGGAACUGGCGUGGUAACUUCGGUCCCUUCAGACAGCCCUGAUGACUUUGCGACGGUUUCGGAUCUUGCCAAAAAGGCGGACUAUUAUGGCAUUCAAAAAGAAUGGGCGGAAUUGGAGAUCAUUCCUAUAUUAGAGACGCCUAAAUACGGAAACCUUACUGCUCCAGCAUUGGUGAAGGAAAUGAAGAUCAAUUCGCCGAAGGAUGUCAACCAGCUUGCGAAGGCGAAAGAAGCGGCGUAUAAUGAGGGCUUUUACAAGGGAACAAUGCUUGUGGGAGACUUCAAAGGCGAACCAGUUCAAUCGGCGAAAGAAAAGGUCCGGGAGCAGCUUAUCCAAAACGGCGAUGCGUUCCCCUACGCUGAUCCAAUGGGCAAAGUUGUUAGUCGAAGCGGCGAUGACUGUGUUGUUGCCUACCUUGGGCAGUGGUUUUUGAACUAUGGUCCAAACGAUCCGCAAUGGCUUCGGGAUACCCAAAAUUAUGUGGUUAACAGCCUCAAUACCUACCUCCCUGAGACUCGUCACGGAUUUGAGAAGAAUCUCGAAUGGCUUAACCGCUGGGCUUGUGCCAGGACUUACGGGCUGGGCUCUAAACUGCCUUGGGACCCCCAAUUCCUUGUGGAAAGUUUAAGUGACAGCACCAUUUACCAGGCAUAUUAUGCUAUCUCACAUCUCCUCCAGAAUGAUAGAUAUGGCACCGCACCAGGUUCCCUUGGCAUCAAACCGGAACAAUUGACAGAUGAUGCUUGGGAUUACAUUUUCAGCCGACGGGAAUUGGACGACGAUCUCGUCCAAAGCACCGGGAUAAGUAAAGAAGCCUUCCUGACAAUGCGAAGAGAAUUUGAGUAUUGGUAUCCUUUGGAUGUCCGGGUUUCAGGCAAAGAUCUCAUUCAGAACCACCUUACGUUUUGGCUUUAUGUCCACAUCGCGUUGUUCCCUGAGGAGUACUGGCCACGGUCCGUUAGAGCCAACGGCCAUUUACUUCUUAACGGCGACAAGAUGAGCAAGAGCAGUGGUAAUUUCUUGACGUUAAGAGAUGCAGUGGAAAAAUGCCAAUUUCGAAGAAACUGUCGCGAACAGCCAAUAUUCUUCGCCUGCAUACUCUCAAAGAGUGGAUUGAGGGAAGUUGUUAAAGAUACGAGUCUGCGUACAGGGGCCAGCGGAAGAAUUUCGUCGAUAAAUUAUUUGACACGAGAUGAACGUGCUGGUUUCCGAGCACUCAAGUCGGCGCUCUAUGAAUUCACUAGUGCCAGGGAUUUCUAUCGCGAGCAAGCAACAGCAGCUGGCGUUGGAAUGCAUCGUGAUGUUAUUCUUCGGUAUAUUGAGCUGCAGGCACUGCUCAUAACCCCUCUUGCUCCUCACUGGGCAGAGUAUGUCUGGCUCGAAGUACUCAAGAAGCCUGAAACUAUCCAAUAUGCACUGUUCCCCAAGGCCCCGGAGCCAGAACCCGCUCUUUCGGCCGCCCUGGUUUACAUACGCUCAACCUCCUCCAGUAUCACUUCGUCCGAGGCUGCAUUCUCCAAAAAGAUAUCGAAGGGCAAGGCGGUUACUUUUGACCCUCGAAAGCCUAAGAAGCUUACCAUUUUUGUUGCCAAAAAAUUCCCGACAUGGCAAGAAAAAUAUAUUGACCUUGUCCGCGAAGCUUUUGAUUCCCUCAGCAUAUCAAUCAACGACAAAGAACUCAAUACUAAAGUCGGCAAAUUAGGUGAAAUGAAGAAAGCUAUGCCGUUCGUUCAAGGGCUUAAGAGGCGCUUGAUCCAGGGUAAAGAGAGUCCUGAAAAAGUCUUUAACCGCCAGCUUGCGUUCGAUGAAGCCGAAGUCUUGCGAAAUAUGUUAGGGAUUGUGAGAAAGACUACCGGGUGCCAGGUUGUCGAAGUCAUCUUGGUGGAAGAGGGCGGAAAGGCAGGUACUACGCUUGAGGGAGAGCAGCGAGAUGGCCUCCCUCCUGUGGCUGAGAGUGCACUUCCUGGUCAGCCAAGCUUCCACUUUGAAAAUAUCCCUGAGCCGGCGGCAGCUGCAUAG
Uncinocarpus reesii 1704 is the source of this 3312-nucleotide messenger RNA. RefSeq names its product leucyl-tRNA synthetase. Lineage: Eukaryota; Fungi; Ascomycota; Eurotiomycetes; Onygenales; Onygenaceae. The coding region runs from base 1 to 3312 and encodes 1103 amino acids. Gene Ontology annotation, biological process: leucyl-tRNA aminoacylation. Gene Ontology annotation, molecular function: aminoacyl-tRNA deacylase activity; leucine-tRNA ligase activity; ATP binding. The record is from RefSeq and is a predicted model, not a curated record. The transcript is spliced from 5 exons.